This is a messenger RNA of Neltuma alba, 1450 nucleotides long. Its product is annotated as BAHD acyltransferase At5g47980-like. Bases 80 to 1297 code for a protein of 405 amino acids. The transcript has 2 exons. Lineage: Eukaryota; Viridiplantae; Streptophyta; Magnoliopsida; Fabales; Fabaceae. The record is from RefSeq and is a predicted model, not a curated record.
GGUUGAGUUGGUGUCCAAACAAAUCAUUAAGCCAUCUUCUCCAACACCCCAAAACCUUAGAACUUUUAAGUUGUCUCUCAUGGACCAGAUUGCCCUUUCAUCUCACACUCGAUUGCUGUUUUUAUAUCACAAUAUUGGAAACGAAGUCACCAUUCACGAUAAGUUUGAGAGGCUAAAGACGUCAUUGUCUCAGACUCUAACCCACUUCUAUCCAUUUGCAGGUAGAUUCAAAGACAACAAAGUCAUUGAAUGUAACGAUGAAGGUGUCGAGUUUCGGGAGACUCGUGUCCAUGGCUUUCUCUCCGACAUCCUUAAACAACCUGAUACUGACCUUUUACAUCAGUUUGUGCCUGCCUAUGAUGCCCAUUUACUAAGUGAGUUUUUAAUGAAAGUUCAAGCGAACAUAUUUCAUUGUGGGGGUUUAGCGAUUUGUGUGUCCUUAUCUCACAAGAUCGCUGAUGCUUCAACGAUGGGUUCUUUCAUCAAGGCAUGGUCUUGUACAGCUGUUGGGUGCAUGACCGAGUCGAUGCUUCCAAAGUAUAUUUUGGGUUCUCUUUUUCCUUCCAUCGAUUCCCCAAUUGUUCUUCCAACUUUUGAGUUAAGAAGGCACUUAAAUUUCAUUACAAGAAGGUACAUCUUUGAUUCUCCAAAGAUAACAAAACUGAAGUCCAAAGCUGCAAGCAAAACUGUGGAAAAUCCAACACGGGUAGAGGCAGUAUUUGCACUAAUUUGGAAAUGUGCCACGACAGCAUCGAGAACAAACCUGGGAACAACCAAAAGACCCUCCAUGGCAUACCAAAUGGUAAACAUUCGUCAAAGGACAAACCCACCGUUACCCAAUACAUGCAUAGGCAACUUUGUAGGUCAGUUUAUAGCAAAACCAGAAGAGUCUUCUAGUGACAGUGAAAUGAACCUGCAAGGGUUAGUAAUUCACCUAAGGAAAGGUCUAGAACAGUUCUCAAAGGAACAUGUCCAAAAACUUCAAGGAGGAAAUGCUUUCGUGACGGUGUUUGAGGGAUUAAAGAACAUAAUGGAACUAUUGUCCAAAGAGGACGUAGAUUUCUAUGGUUUUACAAGUUGGUGCCGUGUUGAGUUUUAUGAAGCAGAUUUUGGGUGGGGGAAGCCCAAGUGGGUGAGUGUUCCUUCUCCGAGGGUAAAGAAUUCUAUUAUUCUGAUGGAUACGAGUGAUGGAAAAGGAAUAGAAGCAUUGGUGACUUUGAGCGAACAAGAUAUGACCUUGAUGGAGAAUAAUCAUGAAUUGCUUGAAUUUGCGUCUUUGAAUCCAACUAUCACAUAAAAUAAGAUUCAAACUCAAAAGUAUGGACUUAUAGUUUGUACUUUGCUCUUGUUAUGUUGUUUUAUGUUCAAUGUAUCAUCGGUUCGAUUUUUAUGAUAUGUUGCGUCGGAGUGUAAAAUUCCUUACCUUUUGCAAAUUGUAUAUUCGGUUGGU